Messenger RNA from Caenorhabditis elegans, 910 nucleotides. RefSeq names its product ING family member lsy-13 (gene lsy-13). NCBI's taxonomy places the organism in Eukaryota, Metazoa, Nematoda, Chromadorea, Rhabditida, Rhabditidae. The record is from RefSeq and is marked reviewed. Gene Ontology annotation, cellular component: nucleus. The transcript is spliced from 3 exons. Bases 6 to 749 code for a protein of 247 amino acids.
UAAAAAUGGAAAUCGACGAUUGCGUCAUCGAUAUGAUCCAAGUUUUCUCGAAAAUCAAUAGAGAAGUUCCGGAAAAAGCGAAAAAAGCAAUUGUCGAGAUUGAACGGCUCGAUAUUCUUGCGAAGAAGGAGAUGGAAGUUGCUAAAAAGCACAAAAUCGAAUUUUUUGCGAAUUAUGAGGAAAUGACGGCCGAACAAAAGACCAAAGCGUUCACUUUUAUGCAGAAGAAAAUGGCGAAAGUUUCCGAAUAUUCCGACCAAAAAAUAGAGAUUGCGAGCGGUUUGAAGGUUCUUCUGAAGGAUGUCUACGGGAAAUUCAUGGAAGAAGAGCAAAAGUUCAUUGAAAACCUGAAUAAGAUUCCAAAAGCACCGGAAACUCCGCCAAGCAGUUCUCCGUCAGUGCGAAGUCAUCGUAAGAAGAAGCUUUCCGAGGGAGAUGAUGAUGCUCCGUCGUCGGUGGAUGAGAAGAAGCGCGGUCGGAAGAAAAAGCCAGAAUCCGAGAAAGCAGUGGCCGCCGCCGAGCCACCGAAAAUGUACUGCUGGUGUCAACUGGAUAAAAACGACACAAUGAUCGAAUGCGAGAAUCCGGGCUGCAAGUACGGAUGGUUCCACUUCACAUGCAUCGGAAUGAUCACUGCUCCAGCCGGCGACUGGUAUUGCACCAAUGAGUGCCGUGCACAGGGUCUCGCGGCGGUUGCAGAGGCUCCGCAGAAGGCUCCACAACGAAAGGGAUUGAAGAAGAAGAAGUGAAUAAUUGGUUUUUUUUCUUUGAUUUGCCGCUUGUGUACCUAUUUUAUUUGAAAAAAAAUCAUCCGAUGAUCACAAAAUUGUAUUGGUUUGAUCUCCCAUUUUGCUUUAUUAUUCUAUGAUAAACUGAAACUUGUUUGCAUAUAAAUUUCUGUUUAAAAAAU